Molecule: messenger RNA, 9631 nt
Organism: Pogoniulus pusillus (Red-fronted tinkerbird)
Lineage: Eukaryota; Metazoa; Chordata; Aves; Piciformes; Lybiidae
Gene: CACNA1I
Product: calcium voltage-gated channel subunit alpha1 I
Exons: 37
Coding region: 699-7304 (2201 amino acids)
Biological process (GO): membrane depolarization during action potential; calcium ion transmembrane transport; calcium ion import
Cellular component (GO): plasma membrane; voltage-gated calcium channel complex; neuron projection
Molecular function (GO): voltage-gated sodium channel activity; low voltage-gated calcium channel activity
Source: RefSeq, a predicted model, not a curated record
ACCAUAAGACAGAGAGAGAGAGACAGAAAGCACACAUCAGCCUUUCCUCCUCACUUUCCCACCAUGGAAUAGCUGAACUUGCCCCCACCCACACCUCCAUCACCUCCCAGCACCCCAUGAUUAUUUUGACCCUCUGGUCUUUUUGGAAGGAAGCUUCUGUCACUUCUUAACACAAACUGCCUGGAAAAACACACACAGACAGACAGACAAAGCCCCCCAAACCCUCUCACAAAGGAAGAGGUUCUUCUCCCCCUCCCCUUCUUCUCUUUUACUCUGACUCCAGAGCUCCAGACUCCAGCUCGAGCAGCCACAAUUCCUUACCAUGUAUUCUCCUUUUAAACCAUCUCCUUCCUGCACACGCUCAGUCCUUGCAGCCACGGAUCUAACACAACUCCCCGCUUCUUGCCUGCAGGUUCUUUGCUCCCCGUCACUCAGCUGAUCCAGACCUUUUUUUUCUCCCUCCUAUUUUUUUCCCCCCUCCCUGGGCACUGAGGUGUGUGUGUCUGUGUGUGAGUGUGCCAGGGGGAGAGGUUGUGUGUGUGUGUAGGGGAGGGGGGGGGGGGUCCCUGCUUUUUAUUUUUUCUUGGUGGGGGAAUUUUUUCAAAGCAUCUUCAUUAUUUUAUUUUCCUUCUCUGACUUGGACACUUCUCCCUUGGAGAUUUCUUUUCCAUGCAAAGGGGUUCUCACUUCUGGCUGGCAUGGCAGAGUACGUCCCCCAGCCUCCCUCCACCUGGCCCACAGGCCCACAGCCCCCUCACAGCUCUGCUGUCUGCCCGCUGGAGCCUGUGGAUCUGGGGGUGUCAGAGCAGCAGCCCCCGCCGGAGCAGCCCCCCUCCUCCUCCCCGGAGCUGGGCGAAGAUGAGGAAGUCACCUCCCCGCCAGACCCUGACGUCCCUUACCCCGACUUGGCUCCAGUUGUCUUCUUCUGCUUAAAGCAGACCACCAGCCCACGGAACUGGUGCAUCAAAAUGGUGUGCAACCCCUGGUUUGAGUGUGUCAGCAUGAUGGUGAUUCUGUUGAACUGCGUUACCCUGGGGAUGUACCAGCCGUGUGAGGACAUGGACUGCCUCUCUGAGAGGUGUAAAAUCUUGCAGGUAUUUGAUGAUUUCAUCUUCAUCUUCUUUGCCAUGGAAAUGGUCUUAAAAAUGGUGGCCCUUGGGAUCUUUGGCAAGAAGUGUUACCUUGGGGAUACCUGGAACCGUCUGGAUUUUUUCAUUGUCAUGGCUGGGAUGGUGGAGUACUCCCUGGAUCUCCAGAACAUUAACUUGUCUGCAAUCCGUACUGUCCGUGUCCUGAGACCCCUGAAAGCUAUCAACCGUGUGCCCAGCAUGCGAAUCCUUGUGAACUUGCUCCUGGACACCUUGCCCAUGCUGGGGAAUGUUCUUCUUCUCUGCUUUUUUGUCUUCUUCAUCUUCGGCAUCAUUGGGGUGCAGCUGUGGGCUGGACUGCUCCGCAACCGCUGCUUCAUGGAGGAGAACUUCACAAUACAAGGCGACGUUGUCCUGCCCCCUUAUUACCAGCCUGAGGAAGACGAUGAGAUGCCCUUUAUCUGCUCGCUGUCAGGAGACAAUGGGAUUAUGGGCUGUCACGAGAUCCCCCCGCUGAAGGAGCGGGGCCAUGAGUGUUGUUUGGACAAGGAUGAUUACUACUACUACAACUCGGUGCGGCAAGAGUUCAACAUCAGCGGCAUGUGCGUGAACUGGAACCAGUACUACAACGUCUGCCGAACGGGCAACGCCAACCCGCACAAGGGUGCCAUCAACUUCGACAACAUUGGCUAUGCCUGGAUUGUGAUAUUUCAGGUGAUCACACUGGAAGGGUGGGUGGAGAUCAUGUACUACGUGAUGGAUGCCCAUUCCUUCUACAAUUUUAUCUACUUUAUCCUGCUGAUAAUUGUUGGCUCCUUCUUCAUGAUUAACCUGUGCCUGGUGGUCAUUGCCACACAGUUCUCAGAGACCAAGCAGCGAGAGCACCAGCUGAUGCAGGAGCAGCGGGCGCGGUACCUCUCCUCCAGCACUGUCGCCAGCUACAUGGAGCCAGGAGACUGCUACGAGGAGAUCUUCCAGUACAUCUGCCACAUCAUCCGCAAAGCCAAGCGCCGCACCCUGGGGCUCUACAACAGCAUACAGAGCCGGCGCCAGGGCCACGUGCAGCCCAGCGCUGCCAAGCUGGGCAGGAGCAGGAAAAGCCAGAGGCACUACAGGCUUUGCCAGCAACACAACUCUCUUGACUGCCCUCUUCAGGGCAUGGUCCAGCCCAUUGCUGUAACUGCAACCUCUGACCCCACCAACUGCCCCCGAUGUCAGAGUGGGCAGCACAAAGCAUCCCGAAGGCUCUCUGCCCUGGAUAGCACUGGCUCAGAUCGGGAAGAUGGAGGAGCCAGUGAAGAGGAAGGAGAAGGCAGCAGAGAGGACCAUGGUGCCUCAGGUCUUGAGAAAGAGGAGGAGGAGGUGGAAGGCAGUGGACGGCUGAAGCUUUGCAGUGACAUGUGGCAAGAAGUGAGGGUCAAGCUUCGAGGGAUUGUGGACAGCAAAUACUUCAACCGCGGGAUCAUGAUUGCAAUCCUGGUGAACACCAUCAGCAUGGGCAUCGAGCACCACGAGCAGCCAGAGGAAUUGACCAACAUCUUGGAGAUCAGCAAUGUUGUCUUUACAAGCAUGUUUUCCCUGGAAAUGAUUCUGAAACUCGCUGCUUUUGGUCUCUUUGAUUACCUCCGCAACCCUUACAACAUCUUUGACAGUAUCAUCGUCAUCAUCAGCAUCUGGGAAAUCGUGGGCCAGGCGGACGGGGGCCUCUCUGUCUUGCGGACUUUCCGCCUCCUGAGGGUGCUGAAGCUGGUGCGGUUCAUGCCCGCUCUGCGUCGCCAGCUUGUGGUGCUGAUGAAGACUAUGGACAAUGUAGCCACCUUCUGCAUGCUCCUCAUGCUCUUCAUCUUUAUAUUCAGCAUCCUGGGAAUGCACAUCUUUGGUUGCAAGUUCAGCCUCAGGACAGACACAGGAGAUACAGUUCCUGACCGGAAGAAUUUUGACUCUCUGCUGUGGGCCAUUGUCACUGUCUUCCAGAUUCUAACCCAGGAGGACUGGAAUGUUGUGCUCUAUAAUGGCAUGGCCUCCACCUCACCAUGGGCAUCCCUCUACUUUGUGGCUCUCAUGACAUUUGGCAAUUAUGUGCUCUUCAAUCUGCUGGUGGCCAUUCUCGUGGAGGGAUUCCAGGCUGAGGGUGAUGCCAACAGGUCAUACUCCGAUGAAGACCAGAGUUCAUCAAACAUAGAGGACUUAGAUCAGUUCCAAGAGGUCCAGGAAGGCUCAGAUCCCAAGCUCUGUGCAAUUCCUGUGACACCUAAUGGACACUUGGACCCAUCCUUGCCCUCUUCCAACCCACCAGUGGCUGCUGGGGGAGUCACAAACUCUUCACACAACUCCCUGCAGCCUGACCAGAUCCGUGUUGCUGUUGAGUCCCGGAAGAGCAGUGUGAUGUCCCUGGGGAGAAUGACCUAUGACCAGCGGUCCUUGUCUGGCUCCCGCAGCUCCCACUACGGCGCCUGGGGCCGCAGCGGAGCCUGGGGGAGCCGCCGCUCCAGCUGGAACAGCCUGGCCCGAGGGCACAGCCUGAAGCAUAAACCUCCCUCUGCUGAGCACGAGUCUCUUCUGUCUGGGGAAGGGCACAGGGCUGCGGAUGGGGAGCCGGACGGCACGGGAAGGGUGUUCCAUCACCGCCGGACGCUCUCCCUGGACAACAAGGGCUCCUCUGACUUGUUAGAGCUGGCCUCGGUCCCAUCCAGUCACAGAGUGACUUGUAAGCUGGGAACAGUACCUGGGAGCAGUGAGCAUCAAGACUGCAAUGGCAAAAUGCCCAGUAUUUCCAAGGAGAUCUUCCCGAAGAUGAACACCCGCAAGGAACGCGGAGAGGAUGAUGAAGAAAUAGAUUAUAGCCUGUGCUUUCGCAUCCGGAAGAUGAUGGAAGUCUACAAGCCAGACUGGUGUGAACUACGGGAAGACUGGUCCAUAUAUCUCUUCUCUCCACAAAACAGGUUUCGCCUCCUCUGCCAAACCAUCAUAGCUCACAAACUCUUUGACCACGUUGUGCUGGCCUUCAUCUUCCUGAACUGCAUCACCAUUGCCCUGGAGAGACCACAGAUUGAACACAGGAGCACAGAGAGAAUCUUUCUCACUGUAUCCAACUACAUAUUCACAGCGAUUUUUGUAGCUGAGAUGACACUGAAGGUGGUCUCUCUAGGCCUGUACUUUGGGGAUCAGGCUUACCUCCGCAGCAGCUGGAACGUCUUGGAUGGCUUCUUGGUCUUCGUGUCUCUCAUUGACAUUGUGGUCUCGGUGGCCUCUGCUGGCGGUGCCAAAAUCCUGGGUGUGCUGCGAGUGCUCCGGCUGCUGCGCACGUUGCGUCCCCUCCGGGUCAUCAGCCGAGCCCCUGGCCUGAAGCUGGUGGUGGAGACGCUCAUUUCUUCCCUCAAGCCCAUAGGAAAUAUCGUGCUCAUCUGCUGUGCUUUCUUCAUCAUUUUUGGCAUCCUGGGUGUGCAGCUCUUCAAGGGCAAAUUCUACCACUGUUUGGGAGUCGACAUCAGGAACAUCACCAACCGCUCUGACUGCGUGGCUGCCAACUACAAGUGGGUGCACCACAAGUAUAACUUUGACAACCUGGGACAGGCUCUGAUGUCCCUCUUUGUUCUGGCUUCCAAGGAUGGCUGGGUCAAUAUUAUGUAUAAUGGACUAGAUGCUGUGGCUGUUGACCAGCAGCCAGUAACCAACAACAACCCCUGGAUGCUCCUCUACUUCAUCUCCUUCCUUCUCAUCGUCAGCUUCUUUGUGCUCAACAUGUUCGUGGGGGUUGUGGUGGAGAACUUCCACAAGUGCCGUCAGCACCAGGAGGCUGAGGAGGCACGCCGGCGGGAGGAGAAGCGCUUGCGGCGCCUGGAGAAGAAGCGAAGGAGUAAGGCACAGCCUAAGUGUUUGGUUGAGGCGCAGCGUUUGCCGUACUAUGCUACCUACUGCCCCAUACGCCUCCUUAUUCAUUCGGUCUGCACCAGCCACUAUCUGGACAUCUUCAUCACUUUCAUCAUCUGCCUCAACGUGGUCACUAUGUCCUUGGAGCACUACAACCAACCUGUGUCCCUGGAGACCGCCCUCAAGUAUUGCAACUACCUGUUCACCACUGUCUUUGUGUUGGAGGCAGUCCUCAAGUUAGUGGCGUUUGGCCUGCGGCGGUUCUUCAAAGACAGGUGGAACCAGCUAGAUCUGGCCAUCGUGCUCCUCUCUGUCAUGGGCAUCACAUUGGAAGAGAUUGAAAUCAAUGCUGCUCUCCCAAUCAACCCCACCAUCAUCCGGAUCAUGAGGGUGCUGCGGAUUGCCCGGGUCCUGAAGCUACUGAAGAUGGCCACGGGAAUGCGAGCACUGCUGGAUACAGUUGUUCAAGCCCUGCCACAGGUGGGAAACCUUGGACUCCUUUUCAUGCUCCUAUUUUUCAUCUACGCUGCUCUAGGAGUGGAGCUCUUUGGAAAACUGGUUUGCAAUGAUGAGAACCCCUGUGAGGGCAUGAGUCGCCAUGCCACCUUUGAGAACUUCGGGAUGGCCUUCCUCACACUCUUCCAGGUGUCCACAGGUGACAACUGGAAUGGGAUCAUGAAGGAUACCUUGCGUGACUGCAGCCACGAUGACCGGAGCUGCCUCAGCAACCUGCAGUUCAUCUCCCCACUGUACUUUGUUAGCUUUGUGCUCACAGCCCAGUUUGUCCUCAUCAAUGUGGUGGUAGCUGUGCUCAUGAAACACCUCGACGACAGCAACAAGGAGGCCCAGGAGGAUGCAGAGAUGGAUGCUGAGAUUGAGCUGGAAAUUGCACAUGGGUUCUGCUCCCGCAAGUCGCGCUCCUCGAAUUCAGGGCAGGGAAAAGGAACAGGAGGUGGUGGUGGGAGAACAGAUCCCGAAGGACGGCUGUGCAUGAGAUGUUACUCUCCAGCGCAGGAGAACUUAUGGCUGGACAGUGUCUCUUUAAUUAUUAAGGACUCCUUCGACGGGGAGUUAAUGAUCAUCGAUAACCUAUCGGGCUCCGUCUUCCAUCAUUACUCCUCGCCGGCCAUGUGCGAGAAGUGUAACCAUGACAAGCAAGAGGUCCAGCUGGCUGAAAUGGAAGCAUUAUCCCUCAACUCAGACAAGUCCUCUUCCAUCUUUCUAGGAGAUGAGUCAGACAAUCGCAACACUUCUCAGCUGAGCCCUAAGGAGAUCAAGGAAGGGCAGGACAGCCCUGACUCCAAUGGGGCAGGCGAUCUGCACGAAUGCCUGCUCCCAGUAUCCAGUGAGGAUGGCUCUACAAACCCAGACAGCUACCUAUGUGAAAUGGAGCAAACUCCUUUCAACUCAGUCCAGUCUUGGCUAAAGCAUGAAACUAACAAAGUCCCUCCCAGCCCCUUCUCUCCAGAUGCAUCUUGCCCUCUGUUACCUGUACCUGCAGAAUUUUUCCACCCAGCCAUCUCUGCCACCCAGACAGGGCCUGAGAAAGUCUCAAGUCCACACAACCUUCCCAAGAUUUCUCUGCAAGGCUCAUGGGCAUCACUGAGAUCUCCAAGUGUGAACUGCUCACUUCUUCGUCAGGCCCACGAGAGCGAUACGUCGCUGGACAGCAGCAGGAGCAGCAGCUCAGCGGGCAGCCUGCAGACCACGAUGGAGGACAGCCUCAACCUCAGCGACUCUCCUCAGUGCACCCUGGACCUCCCGGUGGCUCUGUGCCCCAUGCCAGCUGCCGACAGCCAAAGACCCCUGGCAGCCCCCCUCUCCCCCACCUCCCGCCGCCGGAGCCUGCGGGGCCGGGGGCUUUUCAGCCUCCGAAGCAUCCGUUGUCACCAGCGCAGCCACAGCAGCGGCGGGAGCACCAGCCCCGGCUGCACCCACCACGACUCCAUGGACCCCUCGGACGAGGAGGGGGCGGGCAGCAGCCUGCGGGGGGGUGGCAACAACAGCGAGCCCUCGGAGACCCUCAGCAGCCUCUCGCUGACCUCCCUUUUCUCUCCCCCACCGCCGGGGCUGACGCUGGUGAAGAAGUGCAGCAGCACCAGCAGCCUCCAUGCCAGCCCCUCGUCCCGCCGCCCCACCGCCCACCACACCAAGCCCUUCUACACCGUCGACCCCCGAGGUUUCCUCUCAAUGCCCUCCUGGGUGACGGACUUGUGCAAGGACACCUCCUCGCCUGGGGAAGGAGAGAAGCCGGACGCCCCCGGCAGACUGGGGACAGGGGACCGCGGCUCUCCGCUCCCGCCCAAGCUGGAUCUGGGUGACGGAGUCAGCAAGAGGAACAGAUGAGGGUCCCUGGAGUGCAGGGAAGGAGCAUUCAGCCGCCGGCAUGGGGAGCAUGUUUCACUAACAUCUCUCCAGCAGCAGCAGCAGCAAUUCCAAAGGAUUUGCAAGAAAAAGGAUCAGGCAAACAAAAAUGUAUAAAUAUAUAUAUAUACAUAAAUAUAUAUAUAUAUAUAUAAAAAAAAAAUAAAUACUCUGGUACCGUACCUCAGAGGCGUGGGAGAGUGCAAGCAAUACGGGAACAGUCCUGCCCGAGGGCAAGACCUGGACCAUCCCCGCAGAGACUAUAGUGACAAGAAAAGGCCGUGGGGCUGGGAGGGAUGAGACCCUCCCGCCGGGUGACUGUCACGGCAGCUGUUUAGUUGUAUACAUAUAUAGAGAGAUCGAUUUAUUUAUUUUUUUUACUGAGAGAUUAUGAAUUUCAGAAAGUGCUAAGGAGGAACAAGCAAACAGGGGCUGCAGGAGGUGCUACGCCAAGAAGGAGGGUAGGGGACAAGGGGAAGAGGUAGCAGGGUGAGUGGCAAAGGAAGAGCAUCUGGGGUCUGCCUUGCCUGUUUCUGGGAACUUCCUUAUUGUCCAUGCUUCCAUUUCAAACAUUAAAACUCGUGGGCUAGAUCUUCAGGUCGAGCUUAAACUGGCCAAACGAGACUGUGCGUUUCUGUGGUGUAAAGCAGCAGAGCUCUGGCUCGAGGUGGGUUCCUGCUGAUUUACAGCAGGUGAAAAUCUGGCCCCUGCAGCAGGCAAAAGCAAACAGCCUUGCAGCACGGGAAACGUUUUGAGGCGCAAAGUCUUGCUUUGAAGGCAAUGUGUGAACACAGCGGGCAUGCUCAUGGGAGGAGAAAAUGGAGGCUACGUGGCAUGUUUUUGGUGUUGUUUUGUUGGCUUUGUCUUUUUUAUUCUCCAAAGAAAGGAAAUUGCUAAAGCUUUUUAAAAAAUGGCAAGACACACGGAGAGAUUUGAGUUGAAAGAGGCAGGGUAGAAGAAGAGGGUAAAAAGGGGAGAGGAAGUUGAACUUCCCACCCCCCUUUCAUUUGCAGUCAUUGUGAUAUUUUGUUUUAGAAGCCCAAAGGUGCAAAAAUCAUCUCUAGAGAAACCUAUCUGUUAUUUUUGUAUCUAUAGCUAUAUAUAUUAAAAGAAGGCAACACCUAGGAAAAAAAAGACAAAUAAAAGCAAAGGGGACUUCAACAACACAAAAUGUAGUUAGUCCCCUGGCUGAGGGCUAACCUUGUUCCAAGUCCCAGUGGGAAGAGCCUGCAAGAACAUCCUCAGCUCAGUGGUGGCUCUGCUUCCUCUCCAGCAUCACCUUCAUCCUCUGAUGUUUCCCUGAUUUGCACCAGUGGAGCUGAGAUGAGACCUGCUCAGUGCCAGCUGUGGAAGCAGAGAGCAGAGAAUGUUGGGGUGUGUGUGACUGUGUCUCUAUGUGUGUGUGCACAAAUGUAAGGAUGCCUCUGUGUGUGGUGCCCAGGCUCACUGGCUUACCAGCUGGAGAAAUGGGGGAGAGGGAGAAAGAUCAUUUCAGCUUUCCUUGCCUCUGCCAUGAAAAGGGAGUAUGAGUGGGGAGGGCUCUGGUGUGGAGGGUGAGGGCAGACUGACUUCUCAAACCGUGGCCUGCCAAGAUUCAAUGAGGCAGUUGUGAUCCCCUCCUGGUGUGGUUACAUUAAGACCUCAGGAGACCAUAUCUCUCCUCACCUUUCCAGCAGGAUGACUGCUUGUGCCUCCUUUCUGGCUAGGGCCAGCCUGGAUCUCGCCAUGCAGCAGCUCUGAGGUUCUGUACUCUUCCUAGGUUUGCAAUCAUCCAGGGGUCACAAAGAAUCUGGGAUGUCAUCUACCACCCCAGGGAAGCUUCACUAAGGUAUGUUGGAGAAGACAGAGUGGAGAGGACAGCAAUCCAAUGGAGAAAGAAAGAUUUGGAGGCUGAUGUAGUGCUCAGAGUACCCUUGAGAAUUCCUGUCCCAUUUUUUUCCGUUCAAUCAUGAGCCUCUCUGCAGCCCUCCCAGAGCUCUCCAGCUGGCAUAUGAGGCACUGUAAAGUGGGCAGUGCAAAACAGAUGUUCUGGUUUCAUUGUGACCUGACUGAUUUUCAAGCAGCUGCUGCAUCUUACAAACUGGGUUUGUAAACAGUGAGCGUGUCAAAUUGGAACACAGCCAGGGAAAGGACAAUUACUGUGUGGACUUGAUUUAUUUGCUGGAAGGGAGUGUUUGUGGUGUUGCAAGUGUGCACACUGCCUGAAGAGAAGUCAGAGCUGUGGGCCAGGGACAGGAGAGUCUGUGUCCUUGACCUUGCAGAGAGGAUGCUGAUUCAGAUUUAUUAAAGCAAUAAUAAGGGUCUUCAAA